AUGAGAGAACUUUCUAAAAUCCUUUUGGAAAUAAGAAAGUUGGAUCCAUCCAAAACCACAUUCAUUUCAGCUUUGAAGCCAAAGUAUUUCGACAUUUUCGUGGAAGCCACAAAACGAAUUGCUAAAUAUGAUUCGGAACGAGAUGUUUAUCUGUCUCCAACUUUCGCCAUGAAUGUUGUUACGUCUUUGAAACAGUGUUGCGAUAUUGCAAUUACUUUUAUUUACACUAAAAAUAAAGGUACCACUUUAUCUACUGCGGAAAUAGAGGCGGACUUGAAAACGUUGAUUCGUCUUUUUGAAACUAAUUCGAGUUGUGAGAUUUCUUCACAUGCCAGUUACAGCCUUAAUCUUAACAAAUGGAACAAAGUAACCAUUGUACCUCUUGCCAGUGAUAUGCGUUUAUUAAGGAAUCAUCUCAUCGACUUAGCUGGAGAAUCUUUAAGAGUCCUAAUUAAAGGAGUUGAGGAUAUGAAAUAUAUCAUAGAAGAUGAUAUCGACCAUCAGCAAUAUCAAAAAAAGUCUGAUACAAUUCAAGCAUUUAAUAAUCUGAUGGAAACUAUUUAUUGUAGAGUCAUUUUAUUAAAUCGAAAACGUUCUGGAGAACUACAACGAAUGUAUUUACAUACAUAUCUGAAUACGUCAAACCAUACUCAAAACUAUGAGGAAUUUGACAAUGUAGUCUCUCUACCCGAAAAAAUUCUCCUAAAACCAUUGAAGUCAGUAGUUAUCCGAGGUAAACGAGGCAAAGGGGUUCCAGUUUUAUUCCAUUCUGACAUACAAGACAAUAUCAAAAAAAUGUUAGAAGUUAGACACCAUUUUGUGCCCAUAAAUAACCCAUAUCUUUUCGCAAUGGCGAAUUCAAAUUCACAUUUGAUAGGUUAUAAAGUGUUAGCCAAACAUGCUAAAUUAUGUGGAGCACAAAACCCAUCAUCAAUUACGUCAACCCGACUGCGCAAACAUCUUGCAACUUUAUCGCAAUUAUUCAACUUAUCAAAUGGGGAAAUAGAACAGUUGGCGACAUUUAUGGGACACACAAGUGGUGUUCACAGAACUUCCUAUCGACUACCCGAUGAUGUUUAUCAAACGGCGAAGAUAUCUAAACUGUUGAUGGUAAUGGAAAAAGGCGGAGCAGAUCAAUAUAAAGGGAAAUCUAUUGAUGAAAUAAACAUUGAUAUGGAAAAAAAGUGA
Molecule: messenger RNA, 1188 nt
Organism: Diorhabda sublineata
Lineage: Eukaryota; Metazoa; Arthropoda; Insecta; Coleoptera; Chrysomelidae
Exons: 1
Coding region: 1-1188 (395 amino acids)
Source: RefSeq, a predicted model, not a curated record